This is a messenger RNA of Ochotona curzoniae (black-lipped pika), 531 nucleotides long. RefSeq names its product major urinary protein 20-like. The record is from RefSeq and is a predicted model, not a curated record. Bases 1 to 369 code for a protein of 122 amino acids. The transcript has 6 exons. Gene Ontology annotation, molecular function: odorant binding; small molecule binding. Lineage: Eukaryota; Metazoa; Chordata; Mammalia; Lagomorpha; Ochotonidae.
AUGGUAACAACUCUGGUGAGUGGUGAUAACAGCAAUGAUGAACUAGUUGUUGAAAACGGACAAUGUGCUGCACAUGAGUUAGUGGCUGAUCCAACAGAGGAGGAAGGAGAAUAUUCUUUUGAGUAUAAUGGACACAAUGUCUUUCGCAUCCUUGACAUAGUCUCCGAUGAAUACUUGAUUUACAUUCUCAAGAAUGGAAACAAUGGGGAUGGCUUUCGGCUGAUGGGACUGUACGGCCGAGGACCUGAUGUGAGCUCAGAAAUCAGGGAAAAGUAUGUGCAACUGAGUCAAGAACAUGGCAUCGUGAAGGAAAACAUACUGGACCUAACCAAGACUGAUCGCUGCCUCCAAGCCCGAGACCAGGCAUAGGCCUAAGCCCUCAGGUAACUGCCUACUCACCUCAGCACCAGCCUCUCUGCAUCCUGGCCAUCACAUCUCUCCAGGUCAAGUUCUAGGGCCUGAUUCCUGUCCCUACUGCUGCAUGUAAAGAUGGUCUCCACACAUCCUCAGGAUUGUCCCUAACUGCCAGCA